UGGUGGCUUCCUGAGGUACAAGGUCUCUGCCACCUCUUUCCACUUGCCUGUAAGUCUUCAGUUGUCUGUUUUGAACUAGUACUUGCUUUGUCACUUGCACUGUACCCUAUCAGGGGAUCCUCCUGUGGCUAGGUAGAACUCUUUUUAUUUACUUAACAAACAAGCUAGUUCUUGAUGUCCCAGACGUUCUUCUAACUUCUAACUAUUUUAUAAAUAGAUAUUCACUUCAUCACCAUAGCAACCCCAUCACUAUCCUUAUUUUACAUAUCAGGACACUGAGGCUUAGAAAGGUUAAGCAGCUUGCCUAAGGUCACACAGUCAAUACCUGGUGGAGUCAGCCUUUGAACUUGGAAUCCUGGGAUUCAGAAUUCUUGUUCUAAACCACAUUCUGUGCUGCCUCCUUAAAGUUCUGAAUGGGAAAUGGGGGCCCUGAAUUCCUGGGAGACAUGGCAUUUGGGGAGAGCCUCUAGUCUAGAUUCCCUUGCCACCCCAAGCCUGAUAGGGUAGUCAUAGCCCUCAAAUCAAGGCUUUUUUAUGGGGAACAGGCAGUGUCAGGGUGCAUCCGGAUGGGGGGGUGCAAUCAGGAGGCCACUGCAGACCAUGGCCACUGCAGACCAUGGCCACGCGGCUGGGGUGCUGUAUACAGGGACAUGGAGGAGAAUUGGCCUUGCACCGAGCUCUCAGGGAGCUUGCUGUCCAGCUGACUGGAAAAACAAGGCAGUUGUGCGUGAACAAUUACCAACAGUUGUGUAAGACAAUGAGGGGGCAGACAUCACAAACAUGCAGUUGAAACCAUGAGUCUGGGCUUUGAAUCCUGUGUGCCCUUAUCACUUGACUCCUCACUGAGCCUCAGUUUCCUCCAUCAGUCAGGGGAAGUAAUAAUGGCACUGACUCCGUAGGGUUUGGUGAGGCUCAAAUGAGAGAAAAUAUGAAAGGUUUGAGCUCUUGAGCAGACAUUCGAUGAGCAUUCAUCUAGAUCUGGAAAGAAAGGGCCCGCCCCUCGGGUUGGCAUGGAGCAGGAAAGAGGAUGAAAGUAUUGCCUUGGAUUCAGAGCACUGAGGUUUGAAGCCCAACCAUGGUAAGUCACUUACCCCGCUGGGCCUUGACUUUUCUUGUCUGUAAAAUGGGUAUAAAAUAGUGCCCCACCCCACCCGUUGUUGUGAGGUUUAAGUUAGUUAAUUCUGGGUGCCAGAUGUAAUUUCUAGUCACUCUAGACAAUAAGCCAUCAAUAUGUGUUACUGAUUUCAUUAUCAUCAUCAAAUCGUAUUUUGGAUUUGGGGGCGCUAUUCAGGGAGGUGGAAAGAGGGGACUCAGACUUUUAGGAGGGGGAUUUUGUUGUGACACAACAAAAUGUGAUGGAAGAAUUUGGGCUGAUAUUCAUUGAGCGCUUACUCCGUGCCAGGCACGCUAUAGUGCUCAUGAGGCAGGUCUUCUGUCACCCCCAUGGAGCCAGGUUCAGAGGCCUACAGUGACAUGGCCAAAGAAACUGGCUAAUAGGGAGUGGAGCUGGAGCUUGAGAGGCUCAAAGUCAGGCUCCUAAUUUCAAAGCUUUAAACCAAAUUAAGAGAUAGGGUGGGAUAGGGCUGAGAGGGGAGGGAGUAACCUGGCCAGGGAAGGGCCACAAGUGGGCAAGCCUUAGCCAAAUUAAGGAAACAAUGAGGCAUAGACUAGGUAAACACAUGCUUCUGCACUGGGUUUUCCCAGAGUAAACAAGAAGACAUAAGCUUAGGAAAAGGAACUCCUAAAGACUAGAGGGAAGCCUUCCUGGAAGAGGUGGAACUUGAGAAACUGGCAGUAUUGAAAAAGAUGGGAGCUGGGCCUCCCCUGGUGGUGCAGCAGUUGAGCGCUGGGUUGCGAGGCUGCUCACGGCCUCUGCAGGGUCAGUUCAAUCCCCGGCCACCGGCGAGGGUCCUACAAAAAAAAAGAAAAGAAAAAUAUGGGAGCCAACAACACCUUGCAGGCAGGGCAUCAGCAAAGGCCCCAAGGUAGAAAUGAGCCAUGCGCUUCAGGGCUGAGAAGUGGGAGGUCAGAGGGAGGGUUGGUAAGGGUUGGUGGCCUCAGGGGCACAGGCAGAGUGACAGCCCUAGGGAGAUAAGGAGGGUGACAGAUUCAAGAGGCUUAGCUAAUGUAGAAAUAGAAAUAACCUUCCAUCUGGACAGGAAAUAGAGCAUAGUGAUCAAGAGGGCAGGCUCAAACGCUAGCCAGGCUGCUUCCUAGCGUGUGCGCAGGGCAGGCCACAUGAAGUCUCAUUUCCAAAAUGAGGGUCAUGAAAGUACCUAUCUCCUAAGAUGAGCUGGUUUGGGAGAUGUGCUUAGCACAGUGCCUGAAACGUGGCAGCACUUGGUUCAUUCAUCCAUUCUGCAAAUGCCAGUCGCACACUUGGGGCAGCACUUCUCAGGGGCACACAGCAGAGAGCAAAGUAAAUAAAAAACCCCUGCCCUCAAGGAGCUUACAUAUGGAAGAUGAAACCGUUAACACAAAAACAAGUAAAAGACAUGGCUUGCUAGAUGCUGCCAAGUGUCAAAGGGAGAAAUGAAACAGGGAAAGGGUUUAGGGGGUGGUCAGGCUACAGGGUUGUUGCAUUUUAAGUAGACUUAUAAACUUGUAAUACUAUUGUUAGUGUUAUAUGUAUAGUAGGUUUUAGUAGAAAAAGUGACGUCCAGUUAAUAUGACAUAUGUUCUUCAUGGCAAUUAUUUGAGGUGUAGGUAUUGCUGUUCCCAUUUUACAGAUGAGGACUUUGAGGCUCAAAGAGAAGAAUCUGACCCCAGAGUCGUGCCUCUGACUCCCUAUGACACCUGAGACGAGAGGAGUGCUGUUCCUGAAAGUCUAGAGGACAGGACGGGAGAGAGAGAUGGGAGCUUGCCUGCCUGUCUACCUAUUGGCCUGGACCCCAGAGCCCGCCCAGCUGAGCGUGUGCAGAGAGCCCCGGGUACGGGGUGACUCUCGGGCUGCUGCGGAGACCAUCCUGGAGUCACUGGUGAAGACAGACCUUUCCUGCUAAGCCCAGCCUGUCUGCAGAGCCUGCUCAGGCGCUGUCCAAGCCCCCCGGCCUGGGCUCAGGCCGAAGUCACUCCACGGCACCCCCAGCGGACCGCUAGCAACCGGCAGAGCCCCCAGGCCCGGGGGCCCUCGCUCUCCCAGAGCUCUCCAGUGUGACAGCCCAGGCGGCAGAGCCGAGGGUCCUGGUCCCGGCUUCUCGCACCCUCAUGUCAGCCCCGGCCCCGCCCGGCGGCCCGCGGAGGACAAGGUCAGGAUGCGUGUGAAGCCCCAGGGCCUGGUGGUGACUUCCAGUGCCGUGUGCAGCUCUCCUGACUACCUCCGGGAGCCCAAGUACUACCCCGGCAGCCCCCCCACCCCCCGACCUUUGCUUCCCACCCGGCCCCCUGCCAGCCCACCUGACAAGGCCUUCGCCCACACCUUCUCCGAGAACCCACGCCCACCCCCACGCCGGGACCCCAGCACCCGGCGCCCACCAGUCCUUGCCAAGGGGGACGAUCCACUGCCCCCUAGGGCAGCCCGGCCCGUGUCUCAGGCCCGCUGCCCCACACCCGCCGCAGACGGCAGCAACUCCCGGCGUCGCUGGGACAACGGGCGGGUGAACCUGCGUCCAGUGGUGCAGCUGAUUGACAUCAUGAAGGACCUGACGCGGCUCUCCCAGGACCUGCAGCACAGCGGCGUGCACCUGGACUGUGGGGGUCUCCGGCUCAGCCGCCCGCCUGCCCCUCCUCCUGGUGACCUUCAGUACAGCUUCUUCUCCUCCCCCAGCCUGGCCAACAGCAUCCGCAGCCCUGAGGAGCGGGCCACCCCCCACACCAAGUCCGAGCGGCCCAGCCACCCCCUCUAUGAGCCUGAGCCUGAGCCUAGGGACAGUCCCCAGCCAGGCCAAGGCCAUAGUCCUGGAGCCACAGCCGCAGCCACUGGUCUGCCCCCAGAGCCUGAGCCAGAUGGCCCUGAUUACUCGGAACUUGCUGAUGCUGACAUCCUUAGUGAGCUGGCCUCCCUUACUUGCCCUGAGGCCCAGAUCCUGGAAGCCCAGGCCCUUGAGCCUCCGUCGCCUGAGCCGGAGCCUCAGCUUCUGGACGCCCAGCCCCGCUUCCUGGACCCACAGACCCUUGAGCCACUUGGGGAAGCUCUGGAGCUGCCGCCCCUGCAGCCUCUUGCUGAUCCUCUGGGGCUGCCAGGUCUGGCCCUCCAGGCCCUGGAUACCCUGCCUGACUCCCUGGAGUCGCAGCUGCUUGACCCUCAGGCACUUGAUCCCCUACCCAAGCUGCUUGACGUCUCUGGCCGCCGUCUGGAGCCCCAGCAGCCCCUGGGGCCCUGCCCACUGGCCGAGCCAUUGCGCCUGGACUUAUGCUCACCCCAUGGCCCCACUGGGCCCGAGGGUCACCCCAAGUACGCCUUGCGGCGCACUGAUAGGCCAAAGAUCCUAUGUCGCCGGCGAAAAGCCGGACGGGGGCGCAAGGCCGAUGCCGGACCUGAGGGCCGCCUGCUGCCCCUGCCUCUGCCCACAGGGCUGGCAGCUGCCCUGGCCGAGCCCCCACCACCGCCGCCGCCACCACCCCCUGCCCUGCCAGGCCCAGGCCCAGUCCCAGAGCUGGAGCCAGAAUCUUCCCAGACCCCAGUAGUCCCCACCCGCAAAGGCAAAUGCCGGGGUGUCCGGCGCAUGGUGGUAAAGAUGGCCAAGAUCCCUGUAUCGCUGGGGCGGCGGAACAAGACCACAUACAAGGUGUCGUCCUUGAGUAGCAGCCUGAGCGUGGAGGGCAAGGAGCUGGGCCUGCGGGUAUCAGCAGAACCCACCCCGCUGCUGAAAAUGAAGAACAAUGGACGGAACGUAGUGGUGGUCUUCCCGCCUGGUGAGAUGCCCAUUAUUCUCAAGCGUAAGCGGGGCCGUCCUCCUAAGAAUCUGCUGCUGGGUCCUGGCAAGCCCAAGGAGCCGGCCGUGGUGGCGGCUGAGGCGGCCACCGUGGCAGCGGCCACCAUGGCCAUGCCCGAGGUGAAGAAACGGCGGCGGCGGAAGCAGAAGCUGGCAUCCCCCCAGCCAUCUUACGCAGCAGACGCCAAUGACAGCAAGGCCGAGUACUCCGACGUCCUGGCCAAGCUGGCCUUCCUGAACCGCCAGAGUCAAUGUGCCGGGCGGUGCUCACCGCCCCGCUGCUGGACACCCAGCGAGCCCGAGUCAGUGCACCAGGCCCCCGACACCCAGAGCAUCUCCCACUUCCUGCACCGCGUGCAGGGCUUCCGGCGGCGUGGUGGCAAAGCAGGCGGUUUCGGUGGCCGGGGCGGGGGCCAUGCAGCCAAGGCAGCCCGGUGCUCCUUCAGUGACUUCUUCGAGGGCAUCGGCAAGAAAAAGAAGGUGGUGGCGGUGGCAGCUGCUGGGAUCGGGGGCCCCGGCCUCACCGAGUUGGGGCAUCCACGCAAACGGGGCCGGGGGGAGGUGGAUGCUGUGACUGGGAAGCCCAAACGCAAGAGGCGAUCCCGCAAGAACGGGACUCUGUUCCCUGAGCAGGUGCCCAGCGGCCCAGGCUUUGGGGAGGCAGGUGCUGAGUGGGCUGGGGACAAGGGUGGUGGUUGGGCCCCUCACCAUGGGCACCCAGGCGGGCAGGCGGGCCGAAACUGUGGGUUCCAGGGGACCGAGGCCCGGGCUUUUGCCUCCACUGGGCUAGAGAGUGGGACUUCGGGCCGGGGCAGCUACUACAGCACAGGCACCCCUGCGGGCCAGACUGAGCUCAGCCAGGAACGCCAAAACCUCUUCACCGGCUAUUUUCGCUCACUGCUCGAUUCGGAUGACUCCUCCGACCUCUUGGACUUUGCCCUCUCAGCCUCUCGCCCAGAAUCCCGGAAGGCAUCAGGCACCUACGCGGGGCCCCCAACCAGCACCCUGCCCGCCCAGCGGGGCCUGGCCACCUUCCCCAGCCGGGGAGCCAAGGCCAGCCCAGUGGCAGUGGGCAGUGGUGGGACUGGGACAGACCCCUCCUUCCAGCCUGUUCUGCCCGCUCGCCAGACCUUCCCACCCGGCCGGGCGACGAGCUAUGGGAUAACCCCAGCCACGUCAGACUGCCGAGCAGCCGAGACCUUCCCGAAGCUGGCUCCCCCUCCUUCAGCUGUGGCCCGCUCACCCACCACCCACCCGCCCGCCAACACCUACCCCCCCCAGUACAGUGGCUAUGGGGCCGGACAGAGUGUAUUCGCCCCAGCUAAGCCCUUUACGGGCCAGGACUGUGCUAAUAACAAAGACUGCAGUUUUGCCUACGGCAGCGGCAACAGCCUGCCUGCCUCACCCAGCAGCGCCCACAGUGCCGGAUAUGCCCCACCGCCUAGCGGUGGCCCCUGCCUGCCACCAAGCAAGGCCUCCUUCUUCAACAGCUCUGAGGGGGCCCCUUUCUCUGGUUCAGUCCCCACACCCCUACGCUGUGACAGCCGGGCUAGCACCGUCUCACCCGGCGGCUACAUGGUGCCCAAGGGCACCACCGCCUCUGCCACCUCUGCCUCCGCUGCAUCCUCUUCCUCCUCCUCCUUCCAGCCCUCACCUGAGAACUGUCGGCAAUUUGUGGGGGCUUCUCAGUGGCCUUUCCGGCAGGGCUAUGGAGGCCUGGACUGGGCCUCAGAAGCCUUCAGUCAGCUCUACAAUCCCGGGUUCGACUGCCACGUCAGUGAGCCCAACGUGAUCCUGGACAUCUCCAACUACACGCCACAGAAGGUGAAGCAGCAGACGGCGGUGUCUGAGACCUUCUCCGAGUCAUCCUCCGACAGCACCCAGUUCAAUCAGCCGGUCGGUGGCGGUUUUAGGCGUGCCAACAGCGAGGCCUCCAGCAGCGAGGGCCAGUCGAGCCUGUCCAGCCUGGAGAAAUUGAUGAUGGACUGGAAUGAGGCAUCGUCCGCCCCGGGCUACAACUGGAACCAGAGUGUCCUCUUCCAGAGCAGCUCCAAGCCCGGCCGCGGACGGCGGAAGAAGGUGGACCUAUUUGAGGCCUCACAUCUGGGCUUCCCAUCAUCUGCCUCGGCCACGGCCUCAGGCUACCCAUCUAAGCGGAGCACUGGACCCCGGCAGCCACGGGGUGGACGAGGUGGUGGGGCCUGCUCAGCCAAGAAGGAGCGGGGUGGUGCAGCGGCCAAAGCCAAGUUCAUCCCCAAACCACAACCGGUCAACCCGCUGUUCCAGGACAGCCCCGACCUCGGCUUGGACUACUAUAGCGGAGACAGCAGCAUGUCACCACUGCCCUCACAGUCGAGGGCCUUUGGCGUGGGUGAGCGAGACCCCUGUGACUUCAUGGGACCCUACUCCAUGAACCCGUCCACGCCAUCCGACGGCACCUUCGGCCAAGGUUUCCACUGCGAUUCGCCCAGUCUGGGCGCCCCUGAGCUAGACGGCAAGCAUUUCCCACCACUGGCCCACCCACCCACAGUGUUUGAUACUGGCCUGCAGAAGGCAUACUCACCCACCUGCUCACCCACACUGGGCUUCAAAGAAGAGCUACGGCCGCCACCCACAAAGCUGGCUGCCUGUGAGCCCCUCAAGCACGGGCUCCAGGGGGCUAGUCUGGGCCAUGCGGCUGCAGCGCAGGCUCACCUGAGCUGCCGGGACCUGCCGCUGGGCCAGCCCCACUAUGACUCUCCCAGCUGCAAGGGUACGGCGUAUUGGUACCCACCGGGCUCAGCUGCCCGUAGCCCGCCCUAUGAAGGCAAGGUGGGUACAGGGCUGCUGGCUGACUUCCUGGGCAGGACGGAGGCCGCGUGCCUCAGUGCCCCACACCUGGCUAGCCCACCGGCCACGCCCAAGGCCGACAAGGAGCCACUGGAGAUGGCCCGGCCACCCGGCCCACCCCGUGGCCCCGCUGCAGCCGCUGCUGGCUAUGGCUGCCCGCUCCUUAGUGACUUGACCCUGUCCCCGGUGCCGAGGGACUCGCUGCUGCCCCUGCAGGAUACUGCCUACAGGUAUCCAGGCUUUAUGCCGCAGGCGCAUCCCGGCCUUGGUGGGGGCCCCAAGAGCGGCUUCCUGGGGCCCAUGGCGGAACCUCACCCUGAGGACACAUUCACCGUCACCUCCCUGUAGUGCCAACUGAAGUGCCGACUGGACCUCGAGGUUUUGUUCCUGGCUUUCAGAAAACCAACGCCAAGACCCCUCCCAGCGUCCACAUCGUCUUCUGGCAGGAGCACCUGCCCCUCUGCCUCCAGCCCCACCCCACCUGCACCCCUGCAGCCCCUCUCCCCCUCUCCCCCUCCCUGCCCAUCUCCUCCACGCAGAAGCCGAAGGUGAGCCCUUUCUGCACAAAACCAGCAAUUGUAAAUACUUUUUAAAAAUGUAUAAAACUUAAAAACAAAACACAGUUUUAGAAAAA
Messenger RNA from Talpa occidentalis (Iberian mole), 8337 nucleotides. It is a transcript of the gene AHDC1, whose product is annotated as AT-hook DNA binding motif containing 1. The coding region runs from base 3255 to 8051 and encodes 1598 amino acids. The record is from RefSeq and is a predicted model, not a curated record. The transcript is spliced from 6 exons. Lineage: Eukaryota; Metazoa; Chordata; Mammalia; Eulipotyphla; Talpidae.